This is a messenger RNA of Dalotia coriaria, 2806 nucleotides long. RefSeq names its product RAS oncogene family member Rab3 (gene Rab3). Gene Ontology annotation, cellular component: synaptic vesicle; plasma membrane; endosome. The record is from RefSeq and is a predicted model, not a curated record. The transcript has 5 exons. Gene Ontology annotation, biological process: protein secretion; protein localization to plasma membrane; regulation of exocytosis. Gene Ontology annotation, molecular function: GTP binding; GTPase activity; myosin V binding. Bases 251 to 913 code for a protein of 220 amino acids. Lineage: Eukaryota; Metazoa; Arthropoda; Insecta; Coleoptera; Staphylinidae.
UGCUAGUCCGGCGCGAAGGCUCGCCAUAGCGGUUCGCCCAAAAAGUGACACACGCGCGAACGCAAAACCGCCACCGACCGCCACCCCGCACGUAGAUUCGCUGAAAAACACCUCGCAGCCACGUAACGAAAGUGAAACCAUCUUCGGACCGGACUCCCAGCAAUACCAAAGACCUUAAACCAACCAAAUUCAGUGUGUGUGAUUCGUUGGGAGUUAAAAAAGGGGACGAAAGCACACGGACACGAGAAAGAUGAGCGGAGCAGAUCCAAAAUGGCAGAAAGACGCCGCCGACCAGAACUUCGACUACAUGUUCAAACUGCUGAUCAUCGGCAACAGUUCGGUGGGCAAGACGUCGUUCCUCUUCAGAUACGCGGACGACAGCUUCACGUCGGCGUUCGUGAGCACGGUCGGCAUUGAUUUUAAAGUCAAGACGGUGUUCCGGCAUGAUAAACGCGUCAAACUGCAAAUUUGGGAUACUGCAGGACAAGAACGAUACAGGACGAUAACAACAGCAUACUAUCGCGGCGCGAUGGGUUUUAUCCUUAUGUACGACAUCACGAACGAGGAAUCCUUCAAUAGCGUGCAGGAUUGGGUCACUCAAAUCAAAACCUACUCGUGGGACAACGCACAGGUGAUCCUGGUCGGCAACAAAUGCGACAUGGAGGACGAACGCGUCAUCAGCUUCGAGCGCGGCAAGCAAUUAGCUGAACAACUCGGCGUUGAGUUCUUCGAGACCAGUGCAAAGGAGAAUAUCAACGUUAAAUCCGUCUUCGAACGACUCGUGGACAUCAUCUGCGACAAGAUGUCCGACAGCCUCGAUACAGAUCCUUCAUUGAUGAAUGCUGGUGGUAAAGGUGGUCAGCGACUGUUGGACACUCCUGCUGGUCCACAAGCAGCAAACUGCAACUGUUAAUGCGUCAGCAACGCUGCAAACACAGGAAAUCACAUCAAAAUGGCGAACCGAACAACAAUCACACGAAAUACGAAUACACUCGCACCCUUUAUCGUACAGUAUCUCAACACAUGACUAUAGUUCGCCAUACAGGAGGGAAACUAACCUCAAAAUCGGUGUCAUGUAAGUACUACUUUCUAACCUAACUUCACAACUACCAGAAACAUGUUUAAGUUGUAUCGUCGUUACAAUACCCACUCGCUUGACACUUGGAUGAUGCAAAGUAAUUGGAAGAACUGUACUGUAAAGAAUAUUUUUGUAUUAAGCGAUUAGUUGCCACAAACACAGGACACAAACACACUUGGAGGGCGAGAGAGGAAUGAAUUCAAUCAUUACACAAUCGCAUAACGAAGGUCAAUAACAUUAUUAAACAAAACGCCCUAUAUAUCGUUGUAUAGAUUAUACAUUAUCUUAUGUAGACGCAGCACACAUUGAACAAAAAUCAUUUCGAGUAGACGCAAAUGUAAAGAGGGAUUCGGACCAUUUUUUAUCGUUUUUUGUUUUUGUAUAUAAAAAAAAUGAAGAGAUGGAACUAAAGCUGAUGCUGAAAAUUGUUUGUGCACAUGUUUACGAUGAUGAUUAGAUUAAUGUAACAAUUCGUCAUAUCCAAUUUACGAUUAGGCCUAUAUUGUUGUAAAGAAAUUUAAUUCAAUCCAUUAAUUCAUCAUUGCAUCACUGAAAUUGAAAAAAAAAUUAAAAUGACACACACGUUGUUAAAGCGUGAUGAAUUUUUGGUGAAACGAAUGCAAAAUGCGAGAAAAUGAAUUUAUCCUGGAGAUAUAGUAAUAAAAUAUAAAGAAAUUGUUGUAUUAUUGUUGUAGGAAUGAAAAAAACAAAAAUUAAUCGGUAAAAACAUCGGAAUUGGAACAAAUAUUGAGUAUUUAUGUAUAUUUUAUAUUUAUGUUAGUAAUUUAUUUCGGAUGUGGAUAGAUGGAUUCAAUAGCGCAUCAAUUUGGGUACAUAGAUGGCGACACACGAUUGACACAUAAUGUAUAUACCUUUUUGAGAUUGUAGGUUAUGUUUUUGACGGUUACAUCUUCGGUUACAUCCGGUGAAUUUCAACAGAAACACUCAAAGUCAAAGCGCUGUCUGUUGUUAUAUUUGUAGGUGGUUCCCAACACUUCACAAUAACGCAAUGUCGCAAACAUUAACUCCUCCCAAUGUAUAAACAAUAAAUACGUAUAAAUAUAUAAAUAUAUAAAUAUUAUAUAGAGAUACCUUUGGGCUAAUGAAAGAUGUGUAUGAUCACGAACGCUUUUCCACCAAUAUUGACGCGUCAAAAUCAAGUUUUGUGUGGAAAUAUUUAUAUACCUAAAAAACCUACAACAUAACCAUGAUUAUCAAUAUCAAACACAAUAAAUAUUUGUAUCGAGUGGUCCGUACAUAAAAGACGCAGCAUGUAGCAAAAGAGACAAACAUUUGAAACAUUAGCCUAAUUAGUUAUUAUAUAUUUAGAAACUAUGAUACUGUCGAAAUUGUACACGACUCAAUGUUAUAUUCGAUUCCUUUUCAUAACCUUCAAGAAUGGAGAUUGUUAUUCAUUGAUGUUUUCAACUUUACUUCAUGCCCGCGACAACAACUGUAUUUGUAUAUGUGUGUGAUGGGUUCAGUUUCCAAUCCAGAUAUCAAUGUUUAUCAAAAUGAAUGUGUAUCCAUCUAAUUUAUUCGUGCCCCGUGAGAAACCAAAAAUGAAUUAACGAAAUUAUUGUGUAACGAAAACCAUGUAUAAAACAAAAAUACAAAAAGUUUGUUAUUGCAUUUUCAAUGUUCAUGUAAUGAAUGCGAAUGCAACUGCAAGUGAGGUAACAAGAAGUACAUAAAAGUAAACUAUUGAUAAAACACGAACAAAAAAAA